Messenger RNA from Toxotes jaculatrix (banded archerfish), 3138 nucleotides. Its product is annotated as TRPM8 channel-associated factor homolog. Lineage: Eukaryota; Metazoa; Chordata; Actinopteri; Toxotidae. The transcript has 12 exons. Bases 201 to 2924 code for a protein of 907 amino acids. The record is from RefSeq and is a predicted model, not a curated record.
CUUCCAUCUCAUCAGAUAGAGUUUGGAAACCGGCUGUGACUUGACUGAAUUAUAUAUCCAGAAGAUCAUAACUUUCAGGACACACUUCCAUUUAGGUACAAUUUACUCACUCACUAACACAACUUACAUCUGACUCAGCAGACUUUUCCUCUCCCCUUCACUGUCUUCAUCCAACCUUCAGAGGGUCGACCCUGCUCACCAUGUCAGCUCAGCUCAGUCAGUCCUACCAUGAAAAGGCCUACAGCUCUCUGAUGAGAGGCUUGAAAGAGCUGGACCUCCGUGGCCCCUGUGUUCCCUGCAAACUGGUGCUGACUGGAGACCACGCCUUUCCUUUAACAAUCAACAGCCAAGGCCAGGUCCUGAUGGCUGCCUCUCUCUACGGUCGUGGAAGGAUUGUGGUCCUGGGCCAUGAGGGAUACCUGACAGCCUUCCCUGCUCUGGUGGAGAACACCCUGAACUGGCUGAGAGGAGAUGGAUCUGACAACCUGUCUGUAGGGGUUCAUAAGUACGUCAGGGCAGUCGCUGAAAACUUCAGCAAAUCCAGCUUCCAAGUCAAAGUGGUGGGGGCCUUUAGUGACAGUCUUGAGGUUGGUGUGUAUGUGACGGAUGCCUACAGUGUGGGUGCAGACCCAAAGGAGCUGGUGGCAUUUCUGAAAGCUGGAGGAGGAGUGCUGAUAGCAGGUCAGGCGUGGAACUGGGCUGCAGAUCACCCUAAGGAGAACACUCUGCUUCAGUUUGAAGGGAAUAAGGUUUCUGGUGUGGCAGGGAUCUACUUUUCCAAGGAAUAUGGGAAAGUAGAGGUCCUGCAUGUCUGCCCUCAGAUCCCCUCCUCCCUGAUGGCUUUAGAAAUCGAAAGUAAACAUUUUGAGGAUGACUUGGAGUUCUUACUUCAGGGGGUUUCACAGUUUGACCUACAGGGUGAUUUAUUAGCUUCUGAGGUCCUGGUCCAUGGCCCUUUAGCCUUCCCCAUCGGUACCACUGAGGAUGGACGAGCGUUCCUGGCAGGAGCCUACUAUGGGCGGGGACGGGUCAUUGUGAUCACGCAUGAAGAACUUCUGAGACGAGAGACACUGGCUCCAUUUUGGAACAACGCCAUUCACUGGUUGGAUCAAGGCCGGAAGGGGGUCGUUGGUGUGGUGCCAGAACUCAAUGGUUUCCCCAAGGCAGGGUUACAGUGUGAGAACACAAACUUCAGGAAAGACCUGAGUGUAUUUGUGUGUACAGCGUACAGUGAUGAUCAUGCGGAGGAAAUCCAAGACUUUGUGGCUGAGGGAGGAGGCCUGCUGAUUGGUGGACACGCCUGGUACUGGGCACAGACGCACAGACGAAACAAGAUCCUGAACAAAAUGGGCUUGAGCCUGAUGGAGGCAACAAUUAAUGAAGGUUCCUACAAAGCCCCUGCACCUAGCCAGGCCAUGAAAGACACCCUCCACUUCUGCUAUCUUCUUCGCCGCUUUGCUGUUCAUGUGACCAAGGGAGAAGCACUUACCAAGCAUGAGGAGCAACAGCUUAAAAAACUGGGCAGGGAGGGUGCCAGCUUCUUGAACAUGAAGGCUUAUGACAGCUUCUCCUACACACGAGUGUUGUCCAUCUUCACUGACAUUUUGAAGUCAGGCAUGCCACAGGUGAGUGAGAAGAAGCCUGUGAAGAAUCCCAAAGAUCACCUACUCCUCAAUGUGGGGACAGAGUUAUUUAGAGUUUCCCCAGAUCCUCAUGCUCUCCUGCCCUACCUCAUCAAGCACAAUCCCCUGAUGCCUUUUGUCUAUAACCGAAGGAUAAGGAUUAAUGCCAAGACAGAAGAAAAGGAGAUGUGGCUUAGCACAGGUCUGUACCUCUCUCCUGGUAUGAAGACUGUGAUGACCAUGCCAGCACAGAUCAUCAACAAGAAAUGGAAGGUCCAGAUAGGCUGUCAAACUGACUACCUGGAUGCUGAAGAGUUGAAGAGAGCACCACGUGUUCAUGAGGAAUUUCCUGUUACCGCAGAGAAGAUGCAGGUGUGGAACCUGUGGGGAGGACUCAUCUACCUGGUGGCUCCACCGGACUCAAAGGUGGAGGGGGCAGAGGUCGUAGUGCAGUUAGCUAUGGCUGCUCCUUAUUAUAAGUCUGGUGAGACAACCUCAGCUGACUGGUCCUUGCUGCGCACUGCUCCCUCACCCUGGGCAGAGUUGGAGUUUGACAACAUCAUCCUUACUGUGCCAUCAGAUGUUGUUCGGGGCUUGGAGCGCCCUGAUGAGGUGGCAUGCCUUUGGAAUAACAUCAUGAAGGCUGUUGCAGAUCUGGCUGUCAUACCACACAAAUUCCCUCGCAAAGAGCGCAUUGUAGCAGACGUGCAGAUUUCUGCUGGCUGGAUGCAUUCGGGUUAUCCUGUCAUGAUGCAUUCAUCCAUAGCAGCUGAGCUGGUCAAACCAGGUGAUGCCAGGAAACAAGGCCUGUGGGGAGAAAUUCAUGAACUUGGACACAACCAGCAGAGAAGCUGCUGGGAGUUCCCACCACACACCUCAGAGGCCACAUGUAACCUGUGGUCAGUGUAUGUGCAUGAAGAGGUGCUGGGACUCAACAGGGCACAGGCUCAUCCAUCUUUGACCUUGACAAAGCGGAAGUCUUCUAUUAAGAAAUUUGUAAAGGGGGGCAGGAAACUCAACGACUGGAAUGUGUGGGUGGCUCUGGAGACAUACAUGCAGCUCCAGGAGAAGUUUGGCUGGGAUGCCUUUAAGAGGGUGUUUGCUGCCUACCACAAGAUGAGCGACUUUCCCAGUGACAACAAAGGAAAGAUGAACCUGUACGCCGAGACUUUCUCCCAGACUGUGGGGAUGAACCUGUGUGGAUUCUUUAAGGCCUGGGGCUGGCCCAUCGACACCACCACUGAAGAGAAACUCUCCAACCUGCCUUCUUGGUGUGACCACCCCAUGGUCCAGUAUGACUGAACUUCAGUCUGCUGCUGACAGAUGGACAGAAGGGUAUUUGUUGAUAAUCGGCUGAUUUGUGUUACUGUAGUCAUAUAUUAUAAUGAAAAAAAAAAGAUACAUAACAUAACAUAUAUCCUAACCAAGAAAAUGCAUUUAUUUGGCUUAGAUCUACUGUUUAAUGUUGAGCGUGAGGCUACAGAAGAAAAGAAAAAAGCAGCCUGCUGAGAAAAGA